Molecule: messenger RNA, 2971 nt
Organism: Tilletiopsis washingtonensis
Lineage: Eukaryota; Fungi; Basidiomycota; Exobasidiomycetes; Entylomatales
Product: kinase-like protein
Exons: 5
Coding region: 245-2782 (845 amino acids)
Biological process (GO): phosphatidylethanolamine biosynthetic process; phosphatidylcholine biosynthetic process
Cellular component (GO): cytoplasm
Molecular function (GO): ethanolamine kinase activity; choline kinase activity
Source: RefSeq, a predicted model, not a curated record
GAGGAGGACAUGCACGCCGCCGGCGUGCCGGCUGCGCGCGGCUGGCGGCUCGACGCGCGGUGAGUGGGCGAUGCGGAGCGUGCCAGCAGCUUGCGGAGAGCGUGGGUCAGAGGACGAGCGGCUUCCGCGCUGCAGCGUGCAGCGAGUCUGGAGCACAUGCGAUGUGACGCUGCAGCGAGUCGCACGUUCAUCUUACCCGCACCACUCCUGUCGCCUUCUGGCUCACGCUCGACCAUGCAGGCAAAUGGAGACGCCCACGUUCCGCGCGCGCGUGCUCGACAUGUUCGCGCACGAGCUCAAGCUCGCCGGCUGGGCCGACGCCGACGUGCCCGCGCCGCUGCUGCCGCUGCAGCCGGAGCGCGUGACGCUGAAGCGCGUCUCGGGCGCCUUUUCGAACGUCGUCAUCUUUGCCUCGUACUCGCUCGACGGCGUCGCGGCCGGCGCCGAGGCGCUCGUCGGCCCGCCGACGGUGCUGUUGCGCGUGUACGGCACGGCAACCGAGGUGCUGCUGAGCCGCCGCGCCGAGCUGCUCAUCCUGCACACGCUGUCCAGCCUGUACGAGAUCGGCCCGCACAUUCUCGGCACCUUUGCCAACGGACGCGUCGAGGAGUACUUUGACUGCGUGCCUAUCGGCAAGGACGGCAUGCGCGACCUUGGCACGCGCAGCGAAACCAUCGUCGCAGACGGCUCGCUGCUCGUGCGUGGCGUCGAGGGCCGCGCGCAGUGGGCGGCGCGGCGCAUGCGCGAGCUGCACGAGGUGCCGCUCGAGCCGAUCCGCACCGUGCUGGAGCAGGGCGACCUGCGCGCGCCGAGCGACAAGGGCUUCGGGCGCGGCAUCGAGCGGCACCUCUUUGCGCGCGCACACAGGCCGCGGCGGCCGCAGCCCGUGCCGACGCAGAACGCAGGCGGCAGCGGCUACUUUGGCGAGCCGCCGAGCGCCUCGUCGACCUCGAGCGCCGCCAUGGCAGGCGGCAUGCGCGACAGCCCGGCACCCAUGACGCCGCCUGCGCCCACCGAGGCCACCUCCAUCGCCGCUGCGGCCGCCGCCGGCGCGCGCGCACAGGCACUCGAGAUCCGCGGCGCAUCGCCAAAGAACCGCAACAACAGCGUCACGUCGUUCGACUCGCUCGCCACGUCAUACUCCAGCACGGCAAGCUUCAGCAGCGACACGACGCGCUCGCCGAUGCUGCGCGGCGCCGACUCGUACAUCGACUCGGUCAGCGCGGCGCGGCGCGGCAGCAGCGGCGUGCUGAGCCGCAUGCAGCCGCCGACGCCGCGGCACCGCAACAGUGGCAGUACGAGCUACGUGCCAUACCCGGGCGUGUGGCGGCGCACGAAGCGCUGGUCGCGCGAGGCGGCCAAGGUGCUGGCGCUGGUGGACGACUUUGCGACGUCGCCCGAGGGACGCGAGGCGUGCGCGCGCGUGCUUGCCGACGUGCCCUUCCGGCUCUCAGCCUCGCUGCCGGGCGGCGAGGGCGGCAGCGGCGGCGCCAGCGGCGACACGACGAUGCGCGAGUCGGAGAACGGCAGCGCGCACAGCUCCGACAGCGGGCACACGGGCACGCCCAACGCGCAGCUGGCCUGUCCUACGGCCGCGGCGAUUGGCUCGACGGCGACGCUGCAGAACAUGCUGCUCGCCAUCUCGGCCAUCGACUUUGGCCGCCUCGUGCUCGAGAUGGACGCGUUCAAGCAGCACGUGCGCGCCUGGGAGCGCGCCGAGGGCCAGUCGAAGCGCGUCCUCACGCACGGCGACACGCAGUACGGCAACCUGCUCAUCCGCAAAAGCAUGGACCCCGAGCGGCCUGUCGCCUCGGGCAUGCCGCGCACGAACACGGGCGGCAGCAUGAGCGGCGCCCAGGGUGCGCCCUCGCCGGCGCUGGGUGCCGACAAGGGCCGCUCAAGGAGCAAGGGACGUAAGGCACGCAUGGCACCGCACGAGCGGCUUGUGGUCAUCGACAUGGAGUACCUGAACCACGGCCCGCGUGCCUACGACAUUGCCAACAUGUUCAUCGAGUGGGGCGCCGACUACGACCACCCGACGGACUCGUGGAACAUGACGAUCAACGGGCCGUACCCGAGCGCCGACGAGCGGCGGCGCUGGCUGCGCGCGUACGCCGAACAGGGCCGCCUGAUGCGCAUGCGCGGCAAGGCGCCGCUCAUGACGCACGCCGUCGCCGCGGGCAGCACAAGCCUCGUCGACGGCUCGCGCCGCUCGCCCACGCCGGCCAGCACACCGGCCAGCACGCCCGCCUCGGGCGCCGAGGUGCCGCCGCCGAUUGCGGCGCUGCCGCCGCCGCUCGUGCCGCUGCAGGACGGCAGCACGGCCUCGCGCAGCACAGCGACAACGCCGGCCAGCAGCCGCGCCGCGAGCCUGAGCCCGCGCGUCGGGCCCGCCGACUCGUCGGCCGCGUCGUCGCCGGCGCUGUCGCUCAACGGCACGCCGGCGCCGCUCUCGGCGGCGGCGUCGUCGCUGGCGCGCCUCGACGCGUCGCUGGAGCGCGAGGUGGAGCGCCUGGAGCGCGAGGUGCGCGUGUGGCGCCCCGCCAGCCACGCCGUGUGGGCGCUGUGGGGCAUCACAUUUGCGCGCGAGCGCCUCGAGCUGCUCCUGGCGCGCGAAAAGGAGCGCGUGCGGCGCCGCUGGGCGGGCGAGGCCGAGGCCGACGAGGAGGAGGUCAAGGCGAGCGCGCCGGGCAGUGCCGAGAGCUUCGACAACCUGCGCUACGCCCUCGGCCGCGUCGAGAUGUUCCGGGCGGCGAUUGCCGAGCUGGGCAUCACGCUGUGAUGCUCGCGCCCGCCGCGCCUCUGCCGUGCCCCGCAUGCUCUCCGUCUCUCUCCUCCAUUCCGUCCCCAUCCUCUGCAUCGCUGCUGUGCGCCCGGCUCUUGCCGCUGUGCAUCCCCUCUGGGCCAUCCUGUAACGCACGCCUCACCCAUGCCGCGAGAAGCAACGCAAUAGACGAGAAGCUCCACCCAC